Girardinichthys multiradiatus is the source of this 3159-nucleotide messenger RNA. It is a transcript of the gene jazf1b, whose product is annotated as JAZF zinc finger 1b. The coding region runs from base 120 to 845 and encodes 241 amino acids. Gene Ontology annotation, cellular component: nucleus. Lineage: Eukaryota; Metazoa; Chordata; Actinopteri; Cyprinodontiformes; Goodeidae. The record is from RefSeq and is a predicted model, not a curated record. The transcript has 5 exons.
UCCGGUGCUGUUUCCAGCUGGGUUGGCGCAGCUCGGAGGAGUCACAGCUCCGCUCCAGCUGUUCUCGUCGCUGCUUUACCCCGCUGCUGCCUGCCCUCGUUUCAAAUGUCACGGCGACCAUGACAGGCAUCGCGGCUGUUUCCUUCUUCUCCAACGCUUGCAGGUUCGCCGGCUGCGGGCUUCACUUUGACUCCCUGUCCGAGCUCAUCGUGCACAUCGAGGAUAACCACAUCGAUACAGACCCUUGUCUUCUGGAGAAGCAGGAGCAGCAGCAGCCGACAUAUAUCGCUCUCAGCUACAUCAGUAGGUUCAUGACGGAUGCUACGAGGCGAGAACACGAGGCCCUGAAGAAGAAGUUGCAGCCUAAGCUGUCUCUGACGGGCAAUCUGUCACGCAGCAACAUCUCCACACCGCCUAGACACAUCAGUGGAAACCUCACUCCUCCGGUCACCCCACCAAUCACCCCUUCCUCUUCCUUCCGCAGCAGUACACCUACAGGUAGCGAGUGCGACGACGAGGAUGUAGAGUUUGAGGCGUCCGACAGUGAUGAAUCGUGGACCACAGAGAGCGCCAUCAGCUCUGAGUCGAUCCUGAGCUCUAUGUGCAUGAACGGAGGAGAUGAGAAGCCUUUUGCCUGUCCCGUUCCUGGCUGUAAGAAAAGAUACAAGAACGUGAACGGCAUCAAGUACCAUGCCAAGAACGGCCACCGGACCCAGAUCAGGGUGCGCAAACCUUUUAAGUGCCGCUGUGGGAAGAGCUACAAGACGCCUCAGGGUCUCCGGCACCACACCGUCAACUUUCAUCCUCCCAUCUCCACUGACAUCAUCCGUAAGAUGCAGCAAUAGAGGCGGAGUAAAUGACCACCUCCUUCCCUCAGGCCACCCAUCUGAAGUUCACUUCAGCAGCAUAGAUGACCCCCUUCAUUUCACUUUGUUCUAACACUAGGUUACGUUUUGAAUCCAAAAAAUGUAUUAUUCAACCUUGAAUUCCAUUCAAAUUGAUGCGUAUUUAUGGAGCUCACAUUUUGUGUUUUUGCACAUUAUAUCUUUUAGCUGACCUUAUUUUCAUCGACUUAUGGUGCUUAUUGUUGAUAAUGCGGACUUGAUAAGGAGUCAGGACACAAGUAGCCUUGCAUAUGCAGUGUGGCAUUCUUCCUUAUACUGAAGAUGAGGACAGGUUCCUGUUGUUUCUGCUAAAAGAAGCCACUGUUCCUCACCCUAUGUCAUAGCCUUUGAGCCUGAAAAUAAUAAUGAAUGUAGCCCCGCUGGGAACAAUGAGCGUUUGGUCUUAAUAUAGUUACUUUUGCAUUUAAAUGACAUAAAUUUACAGCUCUUUUGUGGGAACACCAAAGGAUUAUCUCAGGUGAUUUUUCUGCAAGCAUUUCCAGUUUUCUUCUGGUUGUUGUGAAUGAGUCUAUGCUGUUCAGUGGGAACAUGUUCUGUGUGUCUCUGAUAAUGUCCUCUAAGACUAAGCAGCUGACCUUCCUUACUUUACAGAACGGUAUUGAAGCACUUUAAAAAAGAAAUAAGUAAUUUAGUAUUUCCCCUGAAAGUUCCUUCUUGUGUAUAUUUAGCGAUAGGACAUUGCACGCUCUGCAGCGGUCCAAACCUUCAGGUCUCAGUAUUGUGACAUUUCUGUAAGUACAGCAGUUGCCUUGAAUUGUAUCCCUUUCCAGAAACACCCUAACAGUAUGUCUCUGAAUGUCUUGACUUUCAGAGCGGAGUAGCUUCAGGCCCAGCGAGUCUGCUUGGUCUUCUCUGUCAGAUUUGUGAGAUAAGAGUUUUGAUUGACUAUGACAUGAAUCGUAGGAAACAGUGAGAAGGCAACACGGCUGUGCAUCCUUGUAGUCACAGUCUGGGCUCUUCUUUGUUGUGCCAUAAUAAGAAUGUACUUCAAGGGAACAAUAAUAGGUAUCAACUCCAAAAACAAGACAAAAAAAACAAUUUUUCUUUAUUUCACGGUUGAAUGGCGACACAAAAAAGUAUUUCUGUGAUUUGAUGCAUAAGAUAAAACUUCAUGUAGUAUUUUCUCAAACAUGCAGGUUUAAAUACACUUUAGAAUCCAGCUGGGCAUUUGAUCACUGUUCUUGCAGAUUUCUUAGAGUUCAUUUAAAUUUGUCGGUUUCCAGGCAUGGAGUUGACAGAUUAUUAAUAGGGUUGAGGUCAGUGCUCUGGGAAGCCUUAGUGUUAGUCUGCCUUAUAGUUCUUGGUUAAUCACCUAUUAAAAGUCUACUAAUCUCUGGAAUUUUUUUGAAACAAACCUAAAUAAACUGGACCACUUCAGUUUCACUGAUUAACUACAAGAAAAUGCCUAAAGAGUCAAAAGACUGUAGACAACACUGUGUAAUCUCUUGUGCUAAAUGUUUUAUAUGAAUUAUACAGUUUUUAAAAAGGGAAUAAAAAAGAAACAAAAAACAUUUUUUUACAAGUAAUCCGAUAAAAGUACUGGACCAAAAUUAAACAUUAACUCUGGCUAACCGUUGCUUAAAACCUCUUUAGUAAAGCUCGCUAGAACCAAAUAAGGAAAUACAGGGUUGACUUUUGCAGUGUUGCAGAAUUUUGCCUUCAGUCCACUAAUGAACCCUCAAACCACCCGACACCAGCUUUUGAACUGUGCUCUGUUAACAAGCUCGGAUGGUCUCCUUCCUCUUUCCCUUAUGUCUUUCAUGUCCAGGAGACUUUUUCACUCCAGCGUUCUCGUUUCUAAAUGAGCUCGGUCUCAAAGGAGCUGCCAUUUCUGGAAGGUGUUUGUGUUCUUCCUGUUGGUGUUUGAACUGAAAGUUUUUACACAGGCUACUGAACUGUCUGCUGACAGCCAUCCUGUGUUCAUGCAACCAUGCUGUCAUUUAUAAACAUUUCUAUUUUCAUGUAAGGCAGAAUAGAAAUGGGUUGCCAUUCGGUUUACGCUGUGUGUUGUACAAACCUUGGUGCCAUUGAAUACAAUCUCCACAUCCCUUACUAGUUUCUAAGAGAUCUGCAAAACAUGAAAGAAUGGUGGCUGUAUUGAACUGUCAGUAUAUAAAUAUUGUAUACAAUAAAUGUAUCAUCACCUUUUAUAGUGUGUUGAAUUUAUUUUUGUUUUUGUAAAGCAAAAACAAAAAGAAGUGGUGUUGAACUGUAUUUCUGCUGCUUUAUGUAUAUAAUAAAAAGUUCACUUGUU